AAUAGGGAAUCUAUAGAUCAGUUUGAAUAAGAUUUUCCAUCGCAAUGGUCGUUUACAUUGCUCUCAAAAUACUUUUGGGCUUAAGCUCGCUACUAAACCCAGUUCAGGCGGUAAUCAAAGACGAUAUCUAUGGACUGAUUGGACUUGUGCCUACACAAUUCAAUGAAAGCCUUUUGGAUUUCGAUAAGUGGACUAAGGACAUCAGUUUGUCACUGAAUGAAGAGCAGCAACAGCUCGUGGCAUGGAAUAUUCCCUGGUCGGAUAUUUUAGAGUCACAAAAAUCACCACAAGAUUUGCAAAGCCAUCUCAAUACCGGAAAUCCCUUCAAGCUGAAGCUUUGGAUGAGCUUUUAUUGGCACCUUAGACGUUUCCGUCUUCUGAACGAGAUUCUUCUCUCUAACUUUGCAAUGGAAUUGAGGAACCUCAAGAGUAAUCAUCCAGAACAAUGGAACAAUAAUCUCCAAAACAUGUUGCAGAGUUUACCAAGAUCUCUUAGGCUUCUGGUGAAAACCCGUCGCUUGUGUCUCGAGCACAAAAAGGAACUGUUCUAUAUAACUGCUGGAAAUCAACUGGAAUUGGGCGCCAAUAGUAACUGCAGCAUUUGGGAGGUUGAGGAGGAGAACAAGGAUCAAUGGCUGAGACUCGUGAAUGUCUGCGAUGAUAAGAGCCAUUUCUUCAUCACCAUGUUAUCACAAGGUGCAUCACAUGUCCUGUUUAGUGCGCCCAACAAUGUGGCAAAAGCUUUUUGUGUGCUAAAGGGUAUGACUUACUUUGAGAAUGCGUUAAAUACGGAAAGUAACUGCCAUUGGCAGCUUAAUGAUUGCAGGUUUUUACCCAUGAUAUUAUCAGCAAAUAAUAAAAACUAAUAUAAGUAAGCACAACUCCUCUAGAUUUUG
Molecule: messenger RNA, 896 nt
Organism: Drosophila simulans
Lineage: Eukaryota; Metazoa; Arthropoda; Insecta; Diptera; Drosophilidae
Exons: 1
Coding region: 45-866 (273 amino acids)
Source: RefSeq, a predicted model, not a curated record